Aptenodytes forsteri (emperor penguin) is the source of this 1910-nucleotide messenger RNA. It is a transcript of the gene KDELR3, whose product is annotated as KDEL endoplasmic reticulum protein retention receptor 3. Gene Ontology annotation, cellular component: endoplasmic reticulum; membrane; cis-Golgi network. Gene Ontology annotation, biological process: protein retention in ER lumen; endoplasmic reticulum to Golgi vesicle-mediated transport. The coding region runs from base 7 to 651 and encodes 214 amino acids. The record is from RefSeq and is a predicted model, not a curated record. The transcript is spliced from 5 exons. NCBI's taxonomy places the organism in Eukaryota, Metazoa, Chordata, Aves, Sphenisciformes, Spheniscidae. Gene Ontology annotation, molecular function: ER lumen protein retrieval receptor activity.
GGCGCCAUGAACAUCUUCCGCAUCCUGGGGGAUGUCUCCCACUUGCUGGCCAUCAUCAUCCUCCUGCUGAAGAUCCAGAAGUCCAAGUCCUGCGCCGGUAUCUCUGGGAAGAGUCAGAUUCUUUUUGCCCUCGUCUUCACAACCCGCUAUCUGGACCUGUUCACCACCUUCAUCUCUGUCUAUAACACCGUGAUGAAGGUCAUUUUUUUGAUAUGUGCCUACAUCACCGUGUACAUGAUCUACGUGAAAUUCCGGAAAACAUUCGACAGUGAGAAUGACUCCUUUCGCCUUGAGUUCCUGCUGGUCCCUGUCACAGGCCUAUCAUUUCUGGAGAACCACAGCUUCACCCCCUUGGAGAUACUCUGGACCUUCUCCAUCUACCUGGAGUCCGUGGCUAUCCUUCCUCAGCUCUUCAUGAUCAGCAAGACGGGGGAAGCAGAAACCAUCACGACACACUACCUUUUCUUCCUGGGCCUCUACCGCGCUCUCUACAUUGCCAACUGGGUCUGGCGCUACUACACGGAGAAUUUCUAUGACCAGAUCGCUGUAGUUUCCGGGGUCGUACAAACCAUCUUCUACUGUGACUUCUUCUAUCUCUACAUUACCAAAGUCCUAAAAGGAAAGAAGCUGAGUCUUCCCAUGCCUGUUUGAAGACAUUUCCACAGACAAUGCAAGAAAUUCCGAAGACGAAGCUCUUAAGAUCACAGCUUUCCUUUCCUGGUCCUUUUUGACUAACGAUGGCUCAGCCGAGUUUCACUCCAGUGCCAGCAAGACAAUGAGGCCUGGAAAGCUGAUACCCUUUUCAUCCAUGAGACUUUCCCAAAAUUUAUUUUUUUUUUUAAUUUCUUCUUACUUGAACUUGGUGCUAGUAAGUAGUGCUGGCCAAUACUGAAGUAGUGCAAAUUACUCUCUCCCGGCUCUUCCCAGCAUCUACCUCCAAAACACGCCUCUACCUUGACCCUGAGGCAGCACAAGGAGUGUAAGGGGAAUCGUCACUACCUUUAGUCCUUCAGCCCUUUAACGAGUGCCUAUGGUAAAGGGAACGUGGUACUAUUAAGUCUGAUAACAUAUACAACGCCACUGACCCGUUUCACACGUGACCACAUCUGACACAGCAGAUGCUACAAACUGUUACUUCAACUCUGUAUGAACUAACAUCCUCCUGAACGUUAACUCUGCCCGACACCCAUUCCAGUCAAGUCCCAUAACGUUCAGGAAAAAUACAUUCCCUUUGAAAGAAAUGAAUCUUCCAAUUCCACAGGUAUUCAAACAUCCUCCCCACUCACUCACUUUCAGCGACAGUUCCUUGUAUUCUACAAACGGGGAUUGUUUUGAUUAAAAUUCAGUAGGUUGCCAACAGGUGUUUCCAACUCCUUGAAUUUGACUUUUUUUAAGAACUGGGAAGAACAGGGGCAAAGACAGUUUUACACUCCAAAAAUAAAGACAAAGUUCACAACUUAUUGACAACAGUGUUUUUAUUUAUACCUACAAAAGAAAACAAGAUGGUAUCAAAAGGACAAUUUACAAACUAAGAAUAGUAACAUAGCUCUUAGUAUCCUGUGUCUGAACACCACAGAUCUAUGAAUCUCUCAAUUCAAGUCUUCAUUAAUACAACAGGAAUGUGUUCAGAGACCAGCAGGUGUGUGAAACAAGAGGCUGAUCCCACACAAAGCCACUAACCCUUCCAUUGUUCAGAGAAGUCCAAACAGUAAAUUGCUUCAGGAAGUGGGAGGGGAGGAGACACCCAACUCAUUUGACACUCCCACAAACUUUUACAGAUUGAAAACAAGGCAAACAAUACUAGACGCUAAUGCUUUAUCAACAAGGGCCCUCCAGCUGGUAUAUGGAACAGAGCAGUGAGCACCAGGUGGGACAGGGGCAGCACAUGCCACGGUGCAUUUAUGCAUUCA